AGAUGGCGGCCGGGCGAGGGCCAGGGCCAGGAGCGGCGCUGGAGCGGCGGGGCUGGGGUCCCGCGCACCGCACCCUCACCCUCUCCUUCUCAGCCUUGGAGGAGGCAGGCAGCUCCGGCAUCCUCCGCCUCACCGGAAUACAGCUGCGUGACGACCCCAGCAGCGACAGCGCGGCAGCAGGGUGUGGAUCCCUUGCCGCGGAGCCGUCCCGGUCUGUCCUUCUCAGCUCAGCAGGAGCACGUUCCGAGUCCGGAUGCGAGGGAUGUGUGAUGGUAAAAGUAAACCCUGGACAGCUGCACAAGCAGGGCAAACAGAUGGAUGCUCGUGGAGAAGGGAAACUGCCAGGGAUGAGAAGAUCACUGCUGAAGCAUGGCACACUGCAAACAUGACGUGCUCUUUCAUGCUUGAAGCUGGAGAAAUCUCCCUGCCUCAGCAGGUGGAAAGUGAAACCCAGGCCUGGAGCACUUCUGGUGGUUAAUCCCUGGGCAGUGCUCCCCACUCCUCAGAAGCUCAUGGCACUUUUGGGCUUUGCUCUCUUUGUUUUGGUGAUCUCAGUACCACAUUUACACUGAAGUGUGGUCCAAGAGCCCUGGGGCAGCUCAGAAUGCUGCUCAGGUCCAAGAGCCCUGGGGCAGCUCAGAAUGCUGCUCAGGUCCAAGAAAGAGCCCUGGGGCGGCUCAGAAUGCUGCUCAGGUCCAAGAGCCCUGGGGCGGCUCAGAAUGCUGCUCCACGUUCAUUGCUGGCAUUUCUUGUCAGGAUGGUUUGGUUUUCCAUGAUGCCUUGUGCUCAAAUGCCAUUCCUUACUGCUGCUCUUGCUGAGGACACUCAGUGGGUUGGGGCUGCGCCCUGCUUGGAGCAGAGAAGGAUGGGAUUGCCAGGAGCUUCCUUCCAAACUGGGAAAACACAAGGACCCUGAUGAGGCAGGCACUGAGACUGUGCCCAGUGCCUGGCAGUCUGCCUUUGUCACAGCUCCAGGGGCACAGCCUGCUCCUGCAGCCCCUCCCUCUCUCCCUGUCCCCUGCCCCUGGCAUCUGUGUUUCCUGAAAACAAAUGGAAUUUCACCCUUCAAAAGUUUGCUUCAAAGUGACAGAAGAAAAGCUUAAUAAAAGUGCCAAGGUCACAUUUUCUUUGCCUCCCAAAAUAAUAUGACAGAUCCAAUAUCUGCAUUAUUAACUCUGCGUGUGAGCUUGUUUUUAGGGGCUUUCUGAUUUACCUGGGGCUGUUUUUCUCCUGCUGCACAAGCACAUGGCUGCAGCCACUCCUGAGCCUGUGGGCAGCAGCUCUCUGGGACCAGUAGUUAUUUAUUGUCUUGGCUGAAGAUGCCCUCUCACUGCAGAAAUAGCUGUGUGAAUGCUCCUCUCCUGGCAAACAUUGUGUUCAGACAAAAGCCUCAGUGUUUUGCAGAAAAAUCCGUUUGCAAGGGACAUUUAUUGUUCUGUUUUGAGCUGGAGCAAUCCUCAGGCUGAGCAGAGACAAGCAGGAUUUCUCCCAACAGCCCCACUGUCCUCACCUGCCAUUGGCAGUCCAAGAUAAGGCUGCAAAAUGUCACUAAAAUCUUCCAGGGAGUGAUUUACCAACAAUAAUACUUUUUUAAAAAGCAAAUUUUGAUGGAGAUGGUAUUUCAUGCAGCAGAUCACUUUGGUUUGCAGAUGUGAUCACCCAGUUAUCCAGAGGUGGAUGCAUGGCAGCUCGUCCUUUGCCCACAACACUGCCACCAGGACCUCAGCUGGCUCCUUUCCUUCCUGGACAAGAGGAUAAUGAGACGAAGGUGGACAAGGAACCUGCAGCUGUUUCCUCAGGAGAAUCAAUCCACACGAGCUCCCUGCUGGGAGCUGAAGAUGCAGAUGAUGAGACAUUUCUCAUGUCUGACACCCUCAGCAGAAGCUCGGGCUCUCUGGACAAACCCAGGGUCCGGCCGCAGAAGAAAUUCCACGUGAUAGAGGAAGUGCUGGAACAACUGAGGGGCAUUGUGAACGAGGGGGACCCUAAGACCAAAUACACCGAUUUUGUUCAAGUUGGCCAAGGGGGUUUCGGGACUGUUUACAAAGCCGGCGACCCAGCCACAGGAGAGGUGGUGGCCCUAAAGAAGAUGCCUCUCCGCAAACGGAGCAGGAAGGAGCUCGUUGUCAACGAGAUUCAGAUCAUGAAGGAAAACAGGCAUCCCAAUAUUGUCAAUUAUAUAGACAGCUACCUGGUGAAUGAAGACCUGUGGCUUGUGAUGGAAUAUGUGGAUGGAGGCACUUUAACCAGCGUUCUUGUCCAAGUCUUAAUUGAGGAAAGGAUUAUAGCUGCCAUCAGCAGGGAGUGCCUCAAAGCCCUGGAGUUCCUUCAUUCAAAGAAUGUGAUCCACAGAGAUGUCAAAAGUGACAAUAUUCUCCUUGGGAUGGACGGAUCUGUGAAACUGAGUAGGUGUUCUUGGUCAGGCACAGCAUCCCCAUGUUCUCAGACACAGAGUGGGGAGUUCUUGUGCUUGGUUUCACGGUUCAAGCUGGGUUUGACAGUAUUUUUGUUUUGCUCCUCAGCUGAUUUUGGCCUGUGUGCUCAGCUGACCCCGGAGCGGAGCACACGGUGCACAGUGCUUGGCUCUCCUUACUGGGUAGCACCAGAAAUCCUGAAAAGAAAGGAGUAUGACACCCAAGUGGACAUCUGGGCCCUUGGGAUUGUGGCCAUUGAAAUGCUGGAGGGAGAACCUCCAUACUUUAAAGAAAGCCCUGUCCAGGCUCAGCGCCUGAUCGCCCGGAACAGGUACCCACCCCUGAGGAUGCCCAGCAGGAUGUCAGUCCUGUUCCACGCCUUCCUGCACUCCUGCCUGGACACCAACCCCAGCGUCCGCUGGACAGCCAGGGAGCUCCUGCAGCAUCCAUUUUUACGAACAGCCGAGAGCCUCUCUGUCCUGCCUGACAUGAUCUGUAUAGCCAGGAAAAUCUGUCAGGCCAUGGAAGCACUUCAGGCCAGCAGUGCCAGCCCAGGGCAAAAGAAGGAAUAAAAUUUUCACUCCUUUGGGAGAUUUGCUCCCUUCUCACCCAAUGGCUCCAUUCACUUCUGAAUUAUUGGUUGCUUCUUAAAGAUGGAAAGUCCCAAUUACGGGGGUUUUGGUAUGGUUUGGAAAUGGGGAAAGGUCUCCUUCAUUCAUCAGCUCCAGACCACACAGGCUCUGGAAUGCCCACAGGCUGGGUUUUGCCCACUUGUGGCACUUCUGGGUGAGGAAGAAAAUGCAACUGCAUUUCCAGCCAAAUGGGAAAGCCAAGACAUCCUGUUGGAUGCACACAGUCAGCUGGGACUGCAGAGUGUUUGGGGAAUUCCCUGUCCUCCCUCCACCUGGCAGAACAUGUGGACACAAAAAAUAGAUAGAGAUUACAGAGAAAGAAUUGUGUAUAACACAGAUUGCUAAAUGGGGGGUGUGCAAAUAUACGUAGACAUAUAAUAUACUGGAUAAUUAUUCUAUGUAUAAAUAUUUAUAGAAUAUAUAUAAUUAUUACAGUACUCUAUAUAUCAUGUUUUAAUCUAAUUAUCUGUAUAGAUAGUGUGUUACGGAGCUAUGGACAUACAUUUACCUUGUACCUUGUACUGCCCCCUAUUCACA
Molecule: messenger RNA, 3583 nt
Organism: Motacilla alba alba
Lineage: Eukaryota; Metazoa; Chordata; Aves; Passeriformes; Motacillidae
Product: serine/threonine-protein kinase PAK 3-like
Exons: 13
Coding region: 1682-2986 (434 amino acids)
Biological process (GO): intracellular signal transduction; regulation of axonogenesis; protein phosphorylation
Cellular component (GO): cytoplasm
Molecular function (GO): ATP binding; protein serine/threonine kinase activity
Source: RefSeq, a predicted model, not a curated record